AUGUCGACCCGUCCUCGACCAGUGUCGAUGCCUCCGCAGCCAGCAGCGGGCGAGCCCUCCGGAGGCGACGCUAGCAAUCGCCAACAAACAACUUCCAAACGCACCAACCGAAUUCUCGGUGAUUACACCCUCAGCAAGACCCUGGGAGCAGGUUCAAUGGGCAGGGUCAAACUUGCGACCCACAACAUUACCGGCGAGAAGCUUGCUGUCAAAAUCCUGCCUCGCACAACGAACACAACAGCCAAAGACGCCAGCAAGGAAAUCCGGACAUUACGAGAGGCGGCAUUGUCAAUGCUGCUCCACCAUCCCUACAUCUGCGGGAUGCGCGAAAUGAUAGUUCACCAACAUCACUACUAUAUGGUGUUUGAGUAUGUCAACGGUGGUCAAAUGCUUGACUACAUUAUCUCUCAUGGCCGACUGCGGGAGCGCGUUGCUCGCAAGUUUGCUCGACAAAUAGCUUCCGCAUUGGACUACUGCCACCGAAACAAUGUCGUCCACCGUGACCUCAAGAUCGAAAACAUCCUUAUUUCACAGUCGGGCAACAUCAAGAUCAUAGACUUCGGUCUUUCCAAUCUCUAUGACCCCGCAGCCCAUCUCUCAACUUUUUGCGGAAGCCUGUACUUCGCAGCACCCGAACUCCUCAAUGCAAAAGUAUAUACGGGACCUGAGGUGGAUGUGUGGUCAUUUGGGGUGGUGCUCUAUGUCCUCGUAUGUGGCAAGGUGCCAUUCGACGACCAAAGUAUGCCGGCACUUCAUGCCAAAAUCAAGCGCGGGCUUGUCGAAUAUCCCGUCUGGCUGAGCUCCGAGUGCAAACACAUUUUAUCGCGUAUGCUUGUCACAAACCCUGCCCUUCGCGCACCCCUCUCCGAAAUUUUGAACCACCCUUGGAUGCUGCGUGGCUUCUCAGGACCGCCAAAUCCCCACCUUGUCCGGCGAGAGCCCCUUCGCCCGCAAGACCUUGAUCCUCAAGUCGUUCGGGGUAUGUCGGGCUUUGAAUUCGGCGCUGACGAUGCCGAGAUUAUGGAGAAGCUCACUAAUGUUCUCGAAUCCGACUCAUACUCUCGAUCGGUUCGUGCUUGGGAGCGUCGUCGCGGAGGACCUCUUUCAGCUGGACUUUCGGAUGCGCCAAGCACAUGGGAACCGUUGGCAAAUGGUCCUGCAUCCGCUUCAUCGCUGUCGAUUUCGUCUUCGGGUGGGAAUACUAGUGAUACAGCGAAGAAGCGGCGAUUCAGUGGAUUUGAUUUCUAUCGACGCAAAUUCCUUGGUUCUCCUUCACCAACACCGAAAUCACCUUCGUCACCUUCCCCAUCUGCUCCCUCAACCAGUGCCCUCAGUCUUGGCCUCUCUCCAGAAGAUCGUGACCCUACGAAGGGUUUCCAUCCACUGAUUUCCAUGUACUAUCUGGCGAAAGAAAGGAUGGAACGGGAACGCGUCUAUGGUACCGGUGUUUUUGCCAGCAGCCAGGUCAGUGUCGGAGAUGAUACUGCUGGGCCAUCUACCAAAGAUGAGAAAGAUAAGGCUGGUAAUAGGGAGAAGGAAAACGAUGCGCCAAUCAAGGAGAAUGGACGAUCCGACAAGAAGAAGACGACAGCAGACUACAAUAUGCCCUUACCACGUUUGCCUGUUCCCGAAACAAGCCACUACUCGGGCAUGUCGUAUGACCCGAACGCUGCUGCCGAUACACAAAGGACAAAUGGGGUAACAACUCCUCAACUCAAUGGACAUGGAGCGGCUAGCCCUACCAUUGUGCCCCCGCCAGCUAGUGCCACUACACCCAGCCCAACUGCUGUUUCAUUCCAUCCACAACCUCGUGCUAGAGAUCCAGGCGUUGGGGUUCCGGUUGUGCCACCAAGUCCCGCACCAUCCGCAAGAAGACAUGAAGUUGCACGACCUUCUGUAGACCGUUCUGAAGAGGGUGCCGCUUCAAGUAGCAUCGGGAGAGCGACCACAAUCGCUCCAAUUAGAGCCCCCCCAGCAAGUACCCAUCGGAGAAGUCACAGCUUAAGUCAACGGCCAACGGUUUUGAGAGGCUGGGGAGGCAUGUUUGGCGGUGAGAGGGAUCGGUUGGAGGAGGAAGGUCCAAGGACAGCCGCUCCUGAUAUCAGUGGAUUCGCUGAGCGAGAGAAGGAGAGGGAACGCGAGAGGGAAAAGGAAACGGAAAAGGAACGGAGGGAUGACCAUGGAUCCAUAUCUGGUGGUGCAACCCUUGUUCGCAAAUUCGGUAGUAUGCUGGUUGGAACAGGUCGACAUCAUGGGGAAGACGGACGACGAACUCCUUCCAAACGCGCAACUAUUCUUGGUGGUUUGACACAAUCGCCACGAGCCUCGAGGGAUGAUGGGCCACGAGACAAUAAAGCACCGGAAACCGAGAGUGCUCCUCCCAGCGUCAUAAUCGCACCUCCUCCUGCCGCGAAAUCAAUAGCUCAUAGCCAAAGCCAACCGUUUGGAACGGUUCAUCGACGAGCAGCGACUGUUUUGGAUCCGGCCGGUCGCGCUGCAAGGCACGAGAGGAGGAGUAGCACUGGAGCGGCUAUGUUAAGCGCCUUAGGAAGCGCUGGAGGAGGCACAAUUGGACGACAUCGGAGACCUUCAACAGGGCAAGGUAGUGGCCGGCCGAAACCCGAUCGGUUGUUUGUCAAGGCGGAACAAGACCGCUUAGCGGAGAAACCCGAUGAAGAAGCAGCAACCGAUGGAGAAUAUCAGGCUGCGAGAGAGGAUUCUGGUCACGAAAACUUGCAAUCUGACGAUGAACGACAAACUGACAGAGAAUUCAAGCCUGUCUUUCUUAAAGGUCUUUUCAGUGUGGCAACGACCUCGACAAAGUCUCCACCAGUUAUCAAAGCGGACGUUCGUCGGGUACUCGAUCGCAUGCAAGUGCAAUAUCGCGAAAGCAAAGGAGGGUUUGAAUGCAUCCACCUCCCGUCAAUUGAUAUCUCGUCUAUUGAACGCCCUAUAACACCUCAUCAUCGUAAUCACCACCAGCAAGCUUCUUCCAGCUCAGGGGAGCCACCAAUGUCACCUACGACAAACCGACAUACCCCGACAUUAGUGAAGAAAGUAUCAAAACUUUCUUUCGGAAUGCGGCGAGAUAAGAGUCGUGACCGUGAUCGGUCAGUGGAUCGCGAACGAGAACGAGAAGCCGCCAGCCGACCCUCAGGGACUGCAACUUUGACAGCGACCCCCAGUAGCGGAUCUUCAUCUUUCUUCAACGUGUCAUCCAACCAGACUGUCAUUCCUACCUCCGAGUCAAAAUCCGCAAUACCCGCUCCAACAACGAAUGGCACGACGGAACCAGAUCCCUCAUUGGAUGUUGAUGCGCGACCUCCAUCGAGGACAGCAACCCCAGGGUCAACAAAGUCGAAGAUGCUUCCUCCCAUACCCCGUGAUUUUGCUACUUCGCCCGCGCCGAUUAGUCCCGCCUUACCCACUGGAGAAGUCGAUCGGGAGGUGUUUGAAAGCAUGGGGAAUAACACUCUCAGUGUACGUUUCGACAUCAAUAUUGUCAAGGCAUGUUCCUUGGCUACCUCUCCAUGGUAUACAGUUCCGCCGCGUCGGUGGGGACGGUUGGCAGUACCAGAUGCUGGCGCGACGGGUGCUUACUGAGCUCAAAUUAUGA
Messenger RNA from Mycena indigotica, 3616 nucleotides. Its product is annotated as Non-specific serine/threonine protein kinase. The transcript is spliced from 5 exons. Gene Ontology annotation, biological process: intracellular signal transduction; microtubule cytoskeleton organization; protein phosphorylation. The record is from RefSeq and is a predicted model, not a curated record. Gene Ontology annotation, cellular component: cytoplasm. Lineage: Eukaryota; Fungi; Basidiomycota; Agaricomycetes; Agaricales; Mycenaceae. The coding region runs from base 1 to 3603 and encodes 1200 amino acids. Gene Ontology annotation, molecular function: ATP binding; protein serine/threonine kinase activity; tau-protein kinase activity.